This is a messenger RNA of Trypanosoma brucei brucei TREU927, 2973 nucleotides long. RefSeq lists its product as hypothetical. NCBI's taxonomy places the organism in Eukaryota, Euglenozoa, Kinetoplastea, Trypanosomatida, Trypanosomatidae. The transcript has a single exon. The record is from RefSeq and is a predicted model, not a curated record. Bases 1 to 2973 code for a protein of 990 amino acids.
AUGCCAAAAACAGCGGUGCUCACCGUUAGCGCCGCUGUCGCUGCAUCGACCGAAAAAAAUGGUUACACGCCGCUUUACGGUAUCUUAAAUGAUCUACUUCUAGAGGCAUCAGACAAACCCGUGAAGCCAGUCACCUGUAUGCCAGCGAAGGGGAGCUUGAGGACGCGUCAAAUGGUGCGGCAGCUGAAAGGGAUCAGCUCGCUCGAGGAUCUCGCCGCCUUUGAGGAAGAGUUGCGGGGGGUUGUCACCUGCCAGGAAUCACGAUGCCGAGUAAAGAUGCAAAAGGCAUUCCUCACUGGACAAUACAUUGCAGAGGAAUACUCUUUACUGUGUGAGGAAGAGGAGCAGUGCCGCAACUUGCUCUGGCUUGCCUCCGUUUCAGAAGUCGGAAAGAGGGCAGCGUUCUUCAAAGUUGUGUGGGAUGAGAUGUAUAGCAGAUAUUUAGCUUAUAACGUAUUUGCUCGUGAGCGAAUUGAAAAUCUGUACGGACAUUUUCUUGGGAAGAUGGCAGCGGUAGAAGCCGAUCGACGCAGAGAGCUAAUCGAGUUGGAAGGAAUGUGCCGCAAGGAGGUUACCAGGAGGCGCUUCCUCGAAGCGAGUCGACACAUCGGCAUGGAGCUUCUAUUCCAACAAUCGUAUCGUGUCUCUUUCUGGGCUCGCUGUCGUUCCGACAACUUUAAACGUGAUAUUGUGUUACUUGAUGCUGAGGAGGAGCGUGAGCGGUGCUCUUUGGAGCGACUGAGCCUCCAGAAUCUUGCAAUAUUGGCCAAUGAACUAGAAAACAGCGCCUCACGGCUCAUGGUGACUUCAGUUAUGCGUGCAUCCUUGAUUAGACGAAAGCUCGUUGAUGACGAACGAAUGAGAGAAGUCGCACGUCUUCUGCUUAAUGUACCCAUCAGGGAAAUGGACCUUCGUGCCGUUCUUGAGAGGUACGAAAUGGAGAAGCGUCAGGAAAUACGUGUGGGGUUCUACCUUGGGUGGCGGGAAUUGCUCAAUCAAGCGCUAAAACCAGGUGAUGCUGCCGACAUUGUGUACAGGCUUGAGUGGUACGAGCGAAUGUGUGUGUUUGACCAGUGGAGACACGGCUUCCACGCAAUUGGGGAGUGCCACAACCGUGAGAAGAGACAAAUAGAAAAGUUUGAAGCUGAGCACGACGAGUUCUAUUACGAUGUAGUUCACAAACUUAGAGAACUUUGGGCAGAGGAAAGUGUGGAGUACACCCAGCUUAAAAAUAUGUAUCACAGUUUUGUUUGGUCUAAACGGAUGAUGGAAAGCGCGAUGAUCGUUGAAUCUGAGGAGGAAUGCUGCCGGAAGCGGCUUAUCGAGGCUGAGAUAGAGGAAGCGAUGAAUUUGAUGAUGUUCUCUCAUCUUCAGCUAUGUGAAUUAACCGCAGCAGGAAGGGCAGCUGCGAUUAUGGAGGUAGAAGCAAGCUGUUGGGAGUCGAUGGUUAGAAGCAGUUAUGCAACUUUGGGAACGCAGCUCUGCGAGAAACUCUUGAACGAUGAAGAAAAUGAACGAAUUGCGAUUAUUUCUGAAGCUCGCAGCGCUUGGUCGGUCAUUGUUCUUCAGGAAGCUGCGCCGUCUAGCAGUCCUGUCGACGAUGAACCGGUGCAGCCAGUGUAUGCUGGGCCCGACCCCAAAUUAGUGGAAGAAUGGUACCGGAGACAAUAUUCGGACCAGUGGGCAUUGCUGGAAAGGGAGAAAUGUAGACGCAAGGAGGUUGUUGUAAGUGAGUCCUACGGUCGACGAUGGGUAUAUGCGAACAUACUUAGCGAUGUGGAACAGUGGAACCGCAUGGACAUAGCAGUGGAGUUCCAGCGGGGGCUUUGUGGUAUUGCGCUUGAGAAGUUGGUGGAUGUGGAACAAUUCGUGCGGUUAGACUUAGGCACGGGAGCUCAGCAACGGUGGAAAUUCCUAACAAAGAGCUUCAGGUACAGCCGUCCCUAUCUUUUGUCCUGUGAGGUGGAUGAGCUUGACGGGCGUUUGAGCAUUAUAACCGAAGCAGAAACAACUAUUGGUGCCCUGUUCAUCUCACGCGGGGGAUACCGGCCCGUAAAAUACUGCUCAGAAGAGCUCUGGUCGACUCGAUCUAUUACACAAUAUAUGUCGUUAGAAGAGCUCCUUCAGCGUCUUUCCGAUGAACUUGUUCACACAGUGGAACCCGAGGGAAGGAGAAAAACUGCGGCGUGCGAAACGAAUGAAAGGUUACUGUUGAUGUUAAUGAGGGAAGAGAGCGUGUGCCGUUGCCAUAUCCACAAGUGUGUUGAAGAUUCUUACGAGGCUUUGCGCCGUCUGUUUGAUCGAAUAAUAUCACGAGAGGAUGAGUGGCAGCAACGAAGCGCACACAAGGAACCGGAGGUAGAGCGCACGGGAGUAGAAGCUCUUAUGGAUUACUUCCGCCGUCAGGAGGAAUCAUUUGUCACUAAGCGUGAAGCCCAACGGCAACGAAGUCGUCAGCUCUUUGGUUCACUCUUCAAGGAGUUUUAUUGGGGACGAGACGCCAUUAUUGUUGAGGAACUUGUCGGGCGAGAUGUGCUCCGCAACUUUGUUCACCAGCGGAGCCUUUCGCCGCCUGUGCUUAUCCGGGAGGCUGCUACGCAGGUGAUAGUGCGACUCUACAACGUUGCGCUCGUAACUAAUGACCUCGCUGGGUCACUCAAGGUCGCCAUGUACGGUAGUGAGGAAGAGAAAGGAGUCACUUGCAGGUUGUCCGAGACACAAACACUCUUUUCGGCGGGCGCUUUCUUCCGUAUCUGUUUCCCGGAAACUCAGUUAGAGUGGAGCACACCCCUAACAAACGAGAGCAAAGUCUUAUUUUUCCGGAUUGGCGCCGAUGGGAGUGACGAUGUGGUUGCCACCGCUUCGCUGCUCUUAAGGGCGGAGGCGAUGCGGCGGAACAACACCACUUCUGUUCAUUCAAUUCCUUUAGACCAGCAAAAUGGCAAGAUGAAUGUUAUUGUCUAUAUCAUGUAG